Molecule: messenger RNA, 1218 nt
Organism: Entrophospora candida
Lineage: Eukaryota; Fungi; Glomeromycota; Glomeromycetes; Entrophosporales; Entrophosporaceae
Source: the annotation of a GenBank genome assembly
AAAGAACAAGUUGAGAUCUCUCAGUUUUGGGAAGCAUGGCAAGAAAGAACAACAAACAUUAUGAAGAUGGAAUCUUUAGAUUGGAGCUAUUUACAUGAACGUGAUAAUGAAUUAAACAAACAUCUGGGUGUGAUAAGGAGAAAAAUACGUAGAUUGUUAGGUGACAACCAAAAGGUUCCAGAAAGAGAUGUUGAUGUCAAUAUUGAGAAUAAAACUCCUGAACCUACUGAACAAAUUUCUCCAGAUUCAUUAAAUUCUUCUCGUUCAUCAUAUCAACCACAUACUAGUUCUGAUGAUGACGAAACAAUAGUUAAUAAGUUAAAGAAAUUUGAUUAUCUUGUUGGGCUGGGGAAAAUAGAGCUUGAUCUAAACAGAGAUUCUAUUCGGUGGAUGGUUGAUGACUUGGAUAUUUCAUCUAUCAGUGAAUUAUUUUGCAAUAAUUCAAUAGAAAAAUCGCAAUGCCAAGUUCUUUCAGUACAUGAAGAACUCGUUGAAAUGAAAGGUCCUUCAUUACGUGGGAAAAUUAUAUUUGGAAUAUAUGGCACUUGUGCGAAGUUUUCUGGUAGUAUUGUUACAUCUGGAUGCACUAGUAUUGGUCCUGAUAGUUCUAAUGACAAUAGAAAUGUCGGUACAAAGUUUUUGUUAUCUAUGCAUGCUGUUGCAAUGGGAGGACAAAUUGACAAUUAUUUAAAAAUUAAAAACGACGCCGACGUUUUUGGAACUACAACGAUUGGGACUAGUGGAUUUAUCCUUGUAAUUUUACCUCUCCUAUUCUCAUUCAUUUCAAUUUUUGCAUUCUACAUGGGAGAUCAAUCUGUAGGUGAAGGAGGUAACAUCAAUGGACCCGGAAAUAUGGCAGCAAUUAACAAUCAGUCACCUGUUCAUCCAUAUCAACAACCUUUCAAUCAGCCACCUGUUCCUCAUUAUAAUGAUCAACAAUCCUCACCUCCACCUUAUACAAGUUCUCAAUAUGGUGAUCGAUAUAAUAAUUAUCAAUUUCCACCUCCACAAUCUUAUCCAAAUUCUCAAUAUGGUAAUCAAUAUAAUAAUUAUCAAUCUCCACCCCCACAAUCUUAUCCAAAUUCUCAGUAUGAUCAAUAUAAUGCGAAACAAAAUCCAUAUUCAAGACCACUACCUCCACUACCUCCACAAUCUCCACAAUCUUAUACAGAUCAUCAACCUUAUUCGAGCACCGACCAUGAACCUGCUAUGAUGUAA